AUGGCUCUAAGUUUUCAUAGAAAUACUGGAACUUUAAUAACUCUUUCAAAUGGAAAUAUGACAGCAAGUAGAAAUAAUCCUUACCAAGAAUUUAAUAAUGGCUUGGUAAUGAGCAAUCAACCUCUUUUAAGUGACCAAUUAUUUGAGGUUAGGAUUGAUAAAAAGGUACCGACUUGGAGUGGAUCUAUAGAAAUAGGUGUUACAAAUUUAGAUCCUGCUGUCCUAGAUUUUCCUUCUAGUGCAACAAAUUUGAGGGAAGGCUCAUGGGUUAUGUCCGGAAGCUCCAUUUUGGAAGAUGGAAAAUCUCACCUUGAAGAUUAUGGGCUCGACCUUGAUGAACUAGACGAAGGCGAUACCGUUGGAGUGAAACGAACUUCCACGGGAGACUUGCAUUUCUUCAUAAAUGGUUCGGACCAAGGAAUAUCGGCUCGGAAAGUAACUGGCACAAUUUAUGCUGUUGUUGACUUGUAUGGAAAAUGUGCCCAAGUGUCCAUAGUUAACCAUGAUGCAAAAAGAACUGAAUUUGUCCGCAUUGAAGAUCGGCUGAAAUUUCAUGAACAUUGUGGGAGUAUGGUAAAACUAACAAAUGGAAAUUGCACAGCAGAAAGAAGGAAACCGGCUGAUGAAUUCAACAAUGGCGUUGUAAUGACUCACAGACCUCUUUUGGAUGAUGAGUUAUUUGAGAUCAGAAUUGAUGAACUUGUGAAUAAGUGGUCUGGCUCUAUUGAAAUGGGAAUAACUACUCAUAGUCCAGAUACUUUAGAUUUUCCAGCUACUAUGACAAAUAUGAGAUCUGGAACCAUAAUGAUGAGUGGCUGUGGAAUUUUAACAAAUGGUAAAGGCAGUCGAAGAGAGUAUGGUGAAUACAAUUUAGAUGAGCUUCAUGAAGGUGAUAGAAUUGGUUUAGUGCGAAAAAGCAACAAAAAUUUGCAUUAUUAUAUUAAUGGUUUAGAUCAAGGAAUAGCUUCAGAAAAUGUUCCUGAAACCAUUUACGGUGUUGUAGAUUUAUACGGAAUGACUGUGAAAGUUAGCAUUACUGAACAUUAUAAACCUACACCUAAUGAAAUUGAUCUUGAAAUAAACUCUUCAGCAUCAGAAGUACGUUACACAGCAGCUACCAGAGUGAUGUAUGAUGAUUUACUUUUUCAUGAGCGUUGCGGCAUACAUGUAGCUGUAGUUAAUGAAGGUCGAACGGCUCUAAGACCGAAUUGCUUAGAUGAUUUCAACAAUGCUGUAGUUUUAACAAGUCGACCAUUACAUCCUGGAGAAUUAUUUGAAGUUAUUUUGGAACAAAUUGUAAUUAAAUGGGCUGGAACAAUUGAAAUUGGUGUCACAACACAUUCUCCUCAGGAAUUGGAGUUUCCCUCGACCAUGACUAAUGUAAGGUCUGGAACUUGGAUGAUGACUGGUAAUGGCAUUAUGUAUAAUGGCACAACUGUUGUUGAUGACUAUGGCUGCAAUUUAGAUAAAUUUAAAGCAGGUGAUAGAAUUGGUGUUGUUGUUUAUGAAGAUGGCAAGCUUCAUUUUUUCGUGAAUGGUAUUGAUCAAGGACUUGCUGUUAGCCAUGUUCCAAAUGGAGUGUAUGGUGUAAUUGAUUUGUAUGGACAAGCAGCUAAAGCAACAAUUGUUAGUGCUUCAGACUCGCCUGUUUAUUAUAAAGAUGCUAUCCCCUCAAUUCCUUCAAAUUGCAUUGAUGACUGUCAGUUGGGUCAAGUCUCUGUUGCUGAUCAGAAGAGUCCUUGUGUCACAAAAAUAGAAGCAAACUGCUCCAAUGACAACGUUAAAUCCCUUUCCACAACAUAUGACCCACAUUUAUUGUACUAUGACGAUGGAGAUGAAAGUGUAGAGGAGUAUACUAAUGAUGAAUUGCCUGAAUCUCACUGUUACUUUCAUCCAAUUCAUGGAAAAAAUAUAUCCCUGGAUAUCAUUGGAGUUUUUGCUGUUAGAAAUAAUGAACUUAUUGAAGAAAAUACAUACCACAAUUACAAUCAUGGCUUAGUUUUCAGUGCUAAAAGUAUAGAAAGAGAUGAAUUUUAUGAAAUACAGAUUUGUACUACUACUAAUAAAUGGAUUGGUGCGUUGAGAUUUGGAGUUACGACUUACGAACCUAAAAUCCAAGAUGAACUCCCAAUUUCUGCUGUGGAGUUGGAAGAUUGUGAUACUUGGUUGUUAUUUGACACGCAUGUUCUUAAAAAUAGAAAACUGUUGCGCAGAAAUUAUGCUUUUGACUAUCGGUUUCUUUCAAUUGGAGAUAAAGUUGGUGUAAAAAUUUUCAACGAUAACAGCUUGCAUUUCUUUCUCAAUGGAGUUGAUCUAGGACUAGCUGAUUUAAAUAUGCCGAAGUUUCAGGUCCAAAUUAAUAAUCUUCAGUCUGAAUGGACUGGUUCUAUUCGAAUUGGAGUGACAACUGAAACCCCAGAUUCAAUUUCCUUUCCUGUUUCUGUUCUUUCAGUACAGCGUGGCACGUGGAUAAUUUCUCGUGAUUCUGUAUUCUGCAAUGGAAUCCAAGUUAAGACAAAAUAUGGACCAAAUCUCGAUGCAUUAAGGAAUGGACAUUUGGUUGGAGUCAAAGUUCACCAGGAUAGAAGUUUGCAUUUAUACAUUAAUGGAAUAGAUCAAGGUAUAGCUGCUGAAGAAGUACCACAUCCUGUGUAUGCUGUUGUUGACAUUUAUGGUCAGUGUAAACAGGUUUCCUUAAUUAGUGAUAGAUCGGUCUCUGACGUCGAGUUUGAAAAAGAUGAUAAAGAAAAGGAGGACUUACAAUGUGAUAGUGAAAAAGGUGAUAAGUCUAUUUUCUCUUCUCAAGUUUUGCUGCAAAACUGUGAUCAUCAGCGAAUAUGCUCAAAAAUCAAAACAGUAUUGGGUUUAUUCGAUUCUUAUUUUAUACCUGACACUGUGAUUUGUUUUUGUGAAACUUGUCACAAAUCUCGUGGAGAGGAACCUUAUUUUAAAAAAGGAGAUCCGCCCAAAGAUUACGCCCAGCCAUUUGGAUGGUGCCGUUUCCCGCUCAAGACUCCAUUGAAAGCAGAAAAAAGUGGUAUCUAUGAUAAAUGGCAUAUUGCUUUCCAUGGAACUUCAUUUGGAAAUGUGCGACAAAUUGUAGAGCAUGGGAAACUCUUACCAGCAUCCAUGCUAGGGUUGAAGAUUAUCCAUAAUGUCUCUGGAGAAAGUGAAAAAUCUUCUGAGGAUACUGAUAGUAAUCACACUAUGAUAUCACCAACUAUGAGAUAUGCUGGAUCCUCCAAAUUUUCAACCAUUGAUGAAUUCAGAGAUUAUAAGGCAGACAAACUAUACCAAGCUAAAGCUGCAUUUCAAGUGUACGUUCGUCCAGGAUCAUAUACCAUUCGACCCCCACAGAUCGGCCCUCGGGAGCCCGUAGAUUCCCAUUUCAGCAACAGUGAUUUGGAAUGGUACACAAAGGAAGAUGGAGCAAUUGUUCUUCAUAGUCUUUUGAUAAAGGUUGAUGCUGUGUGAUAUUUUGUGAUCACACGAUGUGGAAAACUAGUCAAUGAAAGAAACGUUUUUUCUUGUGUCUUUAAGUUUGAAAGGCAUUUUACAUUGAAUUAACGUAAUUAUUUAUUGUUUCUGUGAAACACCGAGUGCUGUACUACCUUGCUAAGCACAAAAGUCAUAUCUACACUUUUUGUCAAAAUUGAGUUAUCAUCACCAGGUGUUCAUUUGCUGCAUAUUUUACCCAAGUGCAACGUUUUAUAGUCAUUUGUCGAUGGGAAAUAUUUUUUAUAAAAUUCUGAAAAAGUUUCAUCUGAAUCAAAUACAUGGAGGCACUAAACGGCAAUUUCUCAAUUUGAACUCAACUACAGAUACCACUUUUGCGCUAAGCACAGCAGUGUAAGACCACCUUUAUCUGGGACCAAAGGCCAUCCAGAUCAACUGGUCCUAAAUCCAAAUAAUCUGGUUAAUAAGCAGAACAAACUUUUAGUUAGCACAGGGUUGCCACACCACAGUGAAAUCUGAAAAAGCAGGAAAUUUAAAAUUCCACGAAAAAAACAGGGAAACUGCAGAGAAUUUUGAAAAUUUUCUUAAAAGCCGGGGAAAUGCAGGGAAUUUUGCGAUUUUAAGAAUGGAAGUUGUAAAAAUGAUGCCCAAAUGUAUAAGCUACCAAGAGUAAGUAAAUAAGUAAAUGUUUAAAUUUAAAAAAAAAUGUAUAAAUAAAUGAUUAGAAGAAAAAAAAAAUAAAAAAAAAAUUGUGCUUCAACAUUUUAUUUUCCUGUUUUUGUUUGAGUAAAUAUUAAAAUGUGUAUCAGAAAAUCAAAAAUUAUUAAGGGUUUUGUUUGACAUGCAUCUUGAAUUUUAUGCUCAUUGAAUUUAGAGAGCGAUUAUCAAUAUUUACUGUUCUGCUAACUUUUGCAUUUUUCCCCCCUUCAAGGAUCCAAGUAAUGAGUGGUUAAGAGACGGCUUUUUUUAAAUAAAAAAAUAAAUAUAAAUAUUCAGUCACCAUGCUAUUAUUUCGGUUUUAAUGAAUUCUUCACUUCCUCUUAUUUAAUUUAAUAAUUUAUAUUUUCCCCUCAUAAUGAAACGUCUAGGACAGAGGUUCCCAACCAGUGGUUCACGAACCCCCAGGGGUUCCCGAGGUGCAGGAAGGAGGGUUUGGGAAAACUUCGUUGCAAUGACUGAUCUUUACCUUGUUUGGUAAAAAAUUACAAAAUAUUCAAUUUACACACAUAGUUACUACAUUUUUUAAUAUUGAAAGCGAGCCUGACUCUUGUAUUUAGCUCAAAAAAAUCUUUAAAAAAUCGUUCAGCAGUUUUAUACUCUUGGUUAAAUAAAUUUUCUCAUUUUUCUUUCGAUAGACAACAAAAAGAAAUUUCCUUCCUUCUUUAUUGCGAAGGCGGCAUGAAGUACGUUGUCUAAGCUAUGACGGGGAUAACGACGACCUUGAAAAGGUGCCAUCCCGAGG
Molecule: messenger RNA, 4918 nt
Organism: Uloborus diversus
Lineage: Eukaryota; Metazoa; Arthropoda; Arachnida; Araneae; Uloboridae
Gene: Neurl4
Product: neuralized-like protein 4
Source: RefSeq, a predicted model, not a curated record